UGGCCAAUAAUAAUGCAUAGACAGACUCAAGAACUAAAAAUGGAGAGAGUUGCUGCAAAACUAUCUAAACUCCGUUCGCAGCUUACUAAAUCUAAUUCCCUAUUUUUUCUCUACUUCAUCUACUUCUCAUUCUUCUCCUUUUUAGGGUUCUUGGCACUCAAAAUCACAAAGCCAAGAACCACUUCACGUCCUCAUGACUUGGACCUCUUCUUCACUUCUGUCUCUGCCAUCACAGUUUCUUCCCUGUCCACCGUUGACAUGGAAGUCUUCUCCAACACUCAACUUAUCUUCCUCACUAUCCUCAUGUUGCUCGGAGGCGAAAUCUUCACCUCUUUUCUAAGCCUCUACUUUUCCCAUUUCACCAACUUCGUCUUCCCUCAUAACAAGAUUAGACAUCUUAUGGGGUCUUUUCAUUUGGACCGUCCGAUAGAGGAUGGCCGUAGUGACCUUGAGACUGUAGUAGAUAAUUGCGAGGGUCUUAAAAAGAUCGAUGAAAGGGCAUCUAAGUGCUUGUACUCGGUGGUUCUUAGUUAUCAUCUUGUAUCAAACCUAGCUGGCUCUGUGUUGCUUCUUGUGUACGUAAAAUUUGUUAAAUCGGCGAGAGAUGUCCUUAGUUCCAAAAAAAUCUCACCUCUCACCUUCUCCGUCUUCACAACUGUCUCCACGUUUGCUAACUGUGGAUUUGUCCCCACUAAUGAGAACAUGAUCAUCUUUCGCAAGAACUCUGGUCUCAUCUGGCUCUUAAUCCCUCAAGUACUGAUGGGAAACACUUUGUUCCCUUGCUUCUUGGUUUUCCUCAUUUGGGGACUUUAUAAGAUCACAAAGCGCGACGAGUUUAGUUACAUUCUCAAGAACCACAAAAAGAUGGGAUACUCUCAUCUACUCUCCGUUCGUCUAUGUGUCCUUCUUGGAUUGACGGUGUUAGGGUUUCUAAUGAUACAGCUUCUUCUCUUUUGCACCUUUGAGUGGAGCUCCGAGUCUCUUGAAGGAAUGAGUUCGUACGAGAAGUUGGUUGGAUCACUAUUUCAAGUGGUCAAUUCAAGACAUACCGGGGAGACUAUUGUUGACCUCUAUACACUUUCCCCAGCUAUCCUCAUACUCUUCACCCUAAUGAUGUGAGUUGCAGUUGCUUUAAAUCCUUUCCUGAUAUAUUUAUGCAUAUAUGGACUCAAAUUAUGUGCAUAAUGUCGACAUACACACAGGUGAAGUUUCUUAUACACUUAAUUAUAUAGUACGUGCUGUAUCUUGUGUUUUUUAACAAUAAAUUAAACUAAAACAGUUGAGAUAGUCCUUUUUUAGACGAUCGAAUACAAUAAGAAAAGGUCACCA
Messenger RNA from Camelina sativa (false flax), 1329 nucleotides. Lineage: Eukaryota; Viridiplantae; Streptophyta; Magnoliopsida; Brassicales; Brassicaceae. The record is from RefSeq and is a predicted model, not a curated record.